AUGCUAGAAUAUAUUAAUAGAUGCUUAGAGUUUUCAUUAUCUCCAGCCCCCAAUUUUCAAACUCCACUUUUAACUAAUGUCAAACAUCUGGCAAAUCUAGAAAAUUAUUGCAUACAUUCAAUUGUGAAUUUGAAUCCAUCAAUUACAUAUGAGUAAUCUCCUUUGGUAUAACAUUCAUCAAGUAAUUACAAUUAUAAUAUGUAGUUAGUGAAUCUUAUGUGAUAUAAGAAAAUAAAUUAAAUAAUUUUACUCAAGAAUCUCCUUAACAAAGUUCCAAUAAAAAAAAUUUGAAUUUAAUUUUUAAUUAGUAAGGAAAUUAAUCAACAAAGACUUUAAGAGAAUAAAUUGAUGAAAGGCUUUAAAAUAGACAAAGAUAAUCUCAUGUACCUGAAUGUGCAAAAUUUUCAUUUUCCCCUUUCAAGAUUAGAUCAAAAAGUCCGUUAAUAUAGUAGUAAAGACCUAGCCCUGAAAAAUUGGAAGAGUAUGAAAAUAAAGAAAACUAAAUGCCAACUAUACAUAAGAAAUAAUUUUCUUAAAUUAAUUAGUAUAGUGAAACACCGAAAAAGGUCUACAUACCUUUUUAAAAUACAAAGUUCAAUAAAACUCCUUCUAAAUAAUCUUAAAUUCAAAAUAAAAUAAAAUCAUAAGUUUAACCAUCCUAAUAAUAAAGACAUUCAUUAAAAAGAGAAUAUAAAAAUGGAGUCAGCCAUAUUAAGUUAACUUUGUAUAAAUAAUGA
Messenger RNA from Paramecium sonneborni, 737 nucleotides. The record is from the annotation of a GenBank genome assembly. NCBI's taxonomy places the organism in Eukaryota, Ciliophora, Oligohymenophorea, Peniculida, Parameciidae.